AUGUCGUUUCUCCUGCCUGGUCUUCGCCGAGGCCUGCUGCUCAGCACGCCACUCAUUCUCUCGACACCUCUGCUGGCAUAUCAACUUCGCAAUGGACAGCGCAUUCGCUGUGAUGGCCCCGAUCCCCUCACCAAAAUUACCAAUGACUUGAAGAGCAACUACACCACCGAAGCAAAAACGCCCGUCAUCACUCAAUCAGGUGUGAUGAAUCCCGAGACAGUUCAACAAAUUAGCAUGGGAAGUAUUCUGGGUGUGAUUGGAGGAAUAGGACUCAGUGUCUUUAGCAGGCCAUUGGCCAUAUUGAUCGGGUUGGGCAUCUUUGCUGUGCAGACCAUACGGUCCAUGCUUCGAAAGGGGAAGUUCAUCGAAUCGCGCGGUAUCCACAUCAUACCGUAUGCAUUUCUCCAGCGCCGCAUCAAGUCGGUGAACAUCCAGUCGCUGGUCCGGGACAACGUUGCUUUCAAGUUGUCAUUUGGCCUCACAUUCGCCAUGGCAGCAUUUUCAGAGUUCUAA
Messenger RNA from Exserohilum turcica Et28A, 513 nucleotides. RefSeq lists its product as uncharacterized. Lineage: Eukaryota; Fungi; Ascomycota; Dothideomycetes; Pleosporales; Pleosporaceae. The record is from RefSeq and is a predicted model, not a curated record. The coding region runs from base 1 to 513 and encodes 170 amino acids. The transcript has 3 exons.